This is a messenger RNA of Salvia splendens (bonfire salvia), 744 nucleotides long. RefSeq lists its product as uncharacterized. The transcript has a single exon. The record is from RefSeq and is a predicted model, not a curated record. Bases 1 to 744 code for a protein of 247 amino acids. Lineage: Eukaryota; Viridiplantae; Streptophyta; Magnoliopsida; Lamiales; Lamiaceae.
AUGAACAGAAGCCUCUGCAUUUUCCUCAUCCCUGUUUCUCUUCUUCUAUCAUGCCUAGCACAACACAUUCAUGCAACCCAAUACAUCGUGACGAACACGGUCCCCAACACCCCGGGAGGCCAGUUGUUCGACACAGAAAUCGGCGUUAAUUUCACCUUAUCAAUCAUGCCAACCAUCAACGAAUUCAUCUACAAAGUCUUUGAAGAAAGUAGCCCUGACGACAGAAGGGACGUCCCUGUCUUGAAUGUAUACAUCUCCGAAUUCCCCGGUUACGCAUACAAAAACGGUGACAACAUAAACAUAAGUGCCUCGGCAAUGUACAACAUAUACCAGCCUAGGUCGAUCUCAAAGUGGAUGUUCACUUCCGUGAUGUUUCACGAGAUGGCUCAUGUGUUCCAGUGGCACGGUAAUUUUGGAGCCCCCGGUGGCCUCACGGAGGGGACUGCAGACUACGUGAAGGUCAAGUCGGGCUACUACAACCAGGCUUCUUAUACGAAACCCGGUGCAGGGCAAAAAUGGGAUGAAGGGUACGGUGUGACAGAGAGGUUUUUGGAGUAUUGUGAUAGUUUGUUGGAAGGUUUCACCGUGAAGCUGAACAAGAAGAUGAGGUACAAAUACGACGAAGUUUAUUGGGUUGAGUUGCUCGGGAAACCGGUGGAGAAGCUCUGGAGAGAUUACAAAGCCAAGUAUGGGAACCAGCCUCAGGAAAACACUAUUGAUAUAUAUCAUGGUUUGAAGUACUAA